AUGUUGCCCAACGGUCUACGCUUCUUGGUUGACUGUGUGCAUCGGCGCACCGCUCUCGCCAGCGUGACUGAAGGGCAUAGCCACGCUGUCGCCCAGAUGCACGCGCGUGACCAAGGGCUGUCGAUGAGUUUGCCAUCCGACGUCUACACGUGUGGUAACGCAACAACCACCUACACCUGGUCGGGAGGUCGCCCACCCUAUAGCGUAGCAUUAGUUCAACCCAGCAAUCCAGACAACGUGAUCAAAGUACUGGGCACCAACUUGACGGCCACCUCGUUGAGCUAUGCGUACCCUGUCACAUCUGAGAGCUACGAGGUCCUACUCGAGGUGUCCUGCACGAACGACCACCUCUACACUCAAAGCUUCAUCGUCCACCCUUGUUCGGACAAGCCCUCCAGCGCCGCUACCAUCACAAUUGCCGUCGUCUGCGCCUUGUUUGGCUUGGCUUUCCUGUGUUUCGUGGCCGAAUUUAUCAUUCGUCGCAACAGACGGAAAAGAAAGUCUCGAGCGAACCUGUUCAGCAUCGAUACCGAGUUCGACGUCAAUGGCAAGGACGACCAUGUUGGUUGGAGGGCCUACGAGUCUGCAUACGAGCACUCGCCAUACUUCCGAUCACCUGAAAUGAGCCAAGCACCGCUCCUCGCCACCCGCGCCCGGGAUAGCGACGGCUCCAUUGGGGGAGAUCUGGCUGCGUCCUCCACUGCAUCCUUGGAUCUGUCGCUGAGUCCUCUUUCGACCUACCAGUGGAGCUUGCAUGAAGGACGAUACCCUCCAAGCCUCCUGCAAAGUCCUCGCAGCUCCGUCAACGUCAUUCCAGCCGACAAGAGGUGGUCCCUUACCCCAUCCGUGUCCAUUACAGACUCGGAGACCAUUACUGCGUCCAGCUCCAGUACCCUCCAUCCUGUCAUUUCGCUGCCAGACGACGACACAGGUCCCAUCGACGCCGAUGAGAGCAUACUGCCUCCGCACUACAACCCCGAAUGGGAACGGGAAGCGAUUGCAGCUGGAUACGCGCCCUGCUCGAACGAUUGGAAAGAGGCCGAGAGUGAAUAUAUCCGUACCUAUAUGGCGCUGCACCCUCAGGACAGGCCUGAGUAG
Messenger RNA from Apiotrichum porosum, 1098 nucleotides. RefSeq lists its product as uncharacterized. The record is from RefSeq and is a predicted model, not a curated record. NCBI's taxonomy places the organism in Eukaryota, Fungi, Basidiomycota, Tremellomycetes, Trichosporonales, Trichosporonaceae. The transcript is spliced from 2 exons. The coding region runs from base 1 to 1098 and encodes 365 amino acids.